AUGAAUAAGUUUUUGAAUAUUAUAUUUUAUAUUUUUCUAAUAUUAAAUUUGUCUUUAUUUCAAAGCAAUACUAUAAGUAAGAAAAUUAAAAAAGAGAAACAAAAGAAUGUAAGAAAUGGUUCUUCAAUAAAUGACAAAAAUAUAGAAAAUAAAAAUGAUAAUAUUAAAACUCAAUUGCAAACUUCAGAUAGUAUAGAAAAACAGAAUGACAUUUUAAAUAUGUAUAAUAAUGAAGGAGAGAAAAAUAGUAAUAAUUUAUUAAAAACAAAUGUGACAAAAAAUACUAUAAUUGAUAAUUCAGAUGAUGUUCAAGAAAGUGCAGAUAAUAAUUUAUACAAUAAUAGUAUAUCUGUUGAUACUGAGAAUAAAUCAAAACAUACACAAGCUACAACUGAUAAUUACAUAAAUGAACGAUAUCAAUUAGAAGACGAAAAAUUGAAAUAUGGAGGAUUGUUUGGCUCGUUUACUUCAGGAAUUGUUAAUUUUCUAAAAUCAUCUAGUUCUAAUAAAAAGGAAAAAUCUGAAGGAACAGUUGUAUCACCUUCUAUUGGGUCUAGUGCUGAUAGAUCAGAACCUUCAAUUACAUCCCCGCCUGGAAAUGUACCUCAAGAUGCAGAACAAGGAAGACCUUCUAGACCUCAAGCACCAAUAGAAAACAAUAGAAAUGAAAACAAUCAAAACGGAGAUCCACUUAACCGUUUUUUUGCAUGGGAAUUUGGAGGUGGUGCUCCAACUUAUAAACCAAAUGACAAUAAGAAAGAUAAGGCUUUCCUAGAACAUAUAAAAAUUACCUCAUGGGAAAAAGAAGAUAUAAUUAAAGAAAAUGAAGACACAAAGCAUGAAAUUCAAGAAAAUGAAGCAAUAGAAGAUAAUUUCGAUAUGGAAGAAGAGAACGAAAUUGUUGAUGAUCAAUUACAAGAAAACGAAGAUGAUGAGGAUGAUGUAAAUUUAGAAGAUAUUGAAAAAAAUACUAGAAAUGAUAUAUUCGAAGAACAAAUGAAAUUAGAUUCUGCACAAGAUGAAAAAGCUCAUAGAUUAAUUUAUGAAGAAUAUAAAAAAAAAGCCGAAGGAAAAAAUUCAUUAGAAGAUCAUGUAAAUAUAUUAGUUAAUUUAUUACAAACUAAUAACCAAUUAGAUCCAUCACUAAAAGAUUUAGCAAAAGAGUUAAUUGUUUUUUUAAAUAAUUAUUGA
Messenger RNA from Plasmodium adleri (nom. inval.), 1191 nucleotides. Its product is annotated as merozoite surface protein. The coding region runs from base 1 to 1191 and encodes 396 amino acids. The record is from RefSeq and is a predicted model, not a curated record. The transcript has a single exon. Lineage: Eukaryota; Apicomplexa; Aconoidasida; Haemosporida; Plasmodiidae.